CCCGCAGCAGACAGGCCAGUCUCGGCUCCUCUCUUUUGGCUCCAAUGUCGGAGGUGUUUGUGCCUGGAAGAAAUGGACUUUGGCAAUGCAAGAAUUUGAUCAUUCAGAGAUCAGAUCAGUUGAGUCUGUGAAUGGCGCCAAAACAGGACCCUAAACCUAAAUUUCAAGAAGGUGAAAGAGUCCUGUGCUUUCAUGGGCCACUGCUCUAUGAGGCAAAGUGUGUAAAGAUCAACAUAAAGGAUAAGCAGAUUAAAUACUUCAUUCAUUACAGCGGAUGGAACAAAAACUGGGAUGAAUGGGUUCCUGAAAGCAGAGUUCUCAAAUAUGUGGACAGCAACCUUGCGAAACAAAAAGAGCUUCAAAAGGCCAAUCAGGAUCAUUAUGUUGAGGGAAAGAUGAGGGGUUUAGCACCAAGCAAGAAGAUUGCUGCUGUGCAGCAGAAAAAUGUUGAUCUGAAAGUGAAAAAGGCAAAACAGAAGAACCAAGGUCCGGGCGAAGGUACUAGCAGUGGAGAAACGCCCCAGGGACCACGGAAGAAGAGGGCGCGAGUUGAUCCCACUGUGGAGAGUGAGGAGAUGUUCGCCAACCGUGUGGAGGUAAAAGUAAAAAUCCCUGAAGAGCUGAAACCCUGGCUGGUGGAUGACUGGGACCUUAUCACCCGACAGAAACAGUUAUUUCAUCUGCCUGCUAAGAAGAAUGUAGAGACCGUGUUGGAGGACUAUGCAAACUAUAAGAAAUCAAAAGGAAACUCGGACAAUAAGGAAUAUGCAGUAAACGAAGUGGUGGCGGGGAUUCGGGAAUACUUCAACGUCAUGCUGGGUACUCAGCUGCUUUACAAGUUUGAGAGGCCGCAGUAUGCUGAGAUCUUAGCUGAACACCAAGACAUGCCGAUGUCCCAGGUGUAUGGAGCACCGCACUUGCUACGACUAUUUGUUCGUAUUGGAGCCAUGCUGGCCUACACUCCACUGGAUGAGAAGAGUCUGGCUUUGCUGCUCACUUACCUCCAAGAUUUUCUCAAGUACCUGGUAAAGAAUUCAUCCACCCUUUUCAGUGCCACUGACUACGAGGUUGCCCCUCCGGAGUACCACCGCAAGGCUGUAUGAGAGCUCUCAGCACACAGCGCUCCUAUUGAGGCACGGCCCCUCCCUCUCCCAGACCACCUGUAAAAUAAUCAUUACCACCCUUCUGAGAGCAGACAUGGACGGGAUUUUUCACUUGAAUUGAUAUGCUUCCUUUACAAAGGUCUCAGGAGCUUGUCGCAGCUAAGAAAUAAAAAAAAAACCCAUGAUAACCUUUUUUUUAUUUUUUUUUUUAGAUAAAUCUCUCUCUCCUUCUUUCUCCCCCUUUUUCCUUUUUCUCUCACUCCUCUGAAAAGACACAAGAAAACUGUGUUUCUGUUACCACAAGCAGCCCUUUUGGUGUUUUAUGUGCAUUCCAUCUAAUAGAUAUUUGUUACUGUUGCAUGUUUGUAUUCAUUCGUGUUUCUUCUGCCACAUGAGGUGCAAUUUAAUGCUGAAAAACACAUGGUGAGCACU
This is a messenger RNA of Scomber scombrus (Atlantic mackerel), 1535 nucleotides long. Its product is annotated as mortality factor 4-like protein 1. Bases 132 to 1103 code for a protein of 323 amino acids. Gene Ontology annotation, biological process: regulation of DNA-templated transcription; chromatin organization. The record is from RefSeq and is a predicted model, not a curated record. Gene Ontology annotation, cellular component: nucleus; NuA4 histone acetyltransferase complex. Lineage: Eukaryota; Metazoa; Chordata; Actinopteri; Scombriformes; Scombridae. The transcript is spliced from 12 exons.